AUGCGGCACAGCACUUCUGCUAGCGUGCUGAUGGGAGUUUUGCGAAGCCGUUCAUUUAUAUUGCUACUCGCUUUUCCUCUUCUCAAUUGCUCAUACGCAGUCCUUAUUAUGUCAGAAAUUACACAGAAAUUGCAAGCUCUAGGCCCGCAAAUCAAUCGCAUCGCCCAGAUCAGCGGUACUCCGGGUCUUUCCCUCGGUGUGGUGCAUAAUGGCAAUGUCGUUCAUACAGCGCAUUUCGGACGGCGGAAUUCAGACGAUGCGGUGUCAUCAAAUGACGAUACUCUCCACAGUAUGGCGUCCCUAACCAAGAUAAUUACGGCAUCAGCCAUUGCACAGCUCGUGCACAAAGGAAAGCUAGAUUGGGAUACGCCUAUUCGAGAGUAUCUGCCAGAAUUUCGCAUCCGCCAGGACGAAGCCGGUCUCAAAGCUACCAUUCGGGAUCUUUUAUCCCUCCGAACAGGCAUCUCACCUGCGAAUACGUAUUGGGGGUUUCAAAACAACGAGGCUCUCCUUGAUAGAUCCCAGAAUGUCGCCAUGUCUGCGUACAUCGGCACCAGCAAACCCUAUGGCCAAUUCGUGUAUUCGCAAUGGAAUUACGCGCUUCUUGCGGAUGUUGUCAAGCACGUGACCGGAAUACCCAUCGAGCAAUACAUUUCGCAAAAUAUAUUCAGACCUCUCAACAUGGCGCGUAGUUCGUUCGGUGCUCUCGAUGAUUCCGAAAUCAAUGUCGCGCACACACAUUGCACCCAUGACGAUGGGACAUCAUCUCGAAAACCAGACGCAUCUUCCGGCGCGGUUGCAUCUGGACUAGCAGCCGCUGGCGGUGCGCGUUGCUCCAUGAAAGACUACCUCAUCUUCGUGCAAGCCCUGCUACAGUCUUACAAGGCGCAAGUCGAAGGGGACGUUGAUUCCACACCAGACUCCAUCUUCCCUCUGCUGAGAACAAUAUUCACACCACACGUUGGAAUGGGACCCCCCGGGCGCUCCGGCAUCGACUACGUAGCCUACUGCUUAGGAAUUUACCGUACCAAAUUACCUGGCAUGCUCAGUUUAGCCAGCUCAAACUUCUACUACACUCUUGGAAAAAAGCACUUGCGUGUCUACGGAAAGAGUCUAGCAGGUACCGAGGUGUUCCAUCACUCUGGCACAUCGCUCGGACAUUCGGGUGCCAUGUUUCUGGUACCCUCUACCCAGACCGCAGUAGUCUCUUUCACCAACUCCCAGCCGCUCAUGGACCCUGUCGAUUUUGUAGCGCAGCUUGCGCUUUCGGUGCUUCUUGGGGAAGCACCGAGUGUGGAUUUUGUCAAGGCUGCCGAGUUAGCGCGAUCGAUCACUCUGUCGAAUUACAAGUUGUUGGAGCAAGCUGUGGAUAAGGGCAAGACAGGUAUUCCACCAACCAAACCUCUUGCGGCAUAUCAGGGAGACUAUUACAACGCUAUCCAUAAUUUUGUGAUGUCCGUCACCGUCGAUGGCGAAGGUUUGGACGUCAGGAUGCAGCAUGGGAAAUCUGGAUUUUCGCUUUUGCCGUACGACGGCGAUACGUUUUACUGGCGGGUGAACAGGGAGUGGGAGAUGUGCGAGAAGGGAAUGUGGGGAUUCAUGUACAAGGAUUGGCAUUUGUUCCGCUUUGAGAUUGAUUCUAAUGGCGAAGUCGCGAGUGUGGCAUGGAGGCACGAUCCGUACGCUGCGAGUCCGGAGGUCUACGUUAAGACGCCCUCUUAUUAUUCGUUUGCCAGGUUGUGA
This is a messenger RNA of Periconia digitata, 1743 nucleotides long. Lineage: Eukaryota; Fungi; Ascomycota; Dothideomycetes; Pleosporales; Periconiaceae. The record is from the annotation of a GenBank genome assembly.